This is a messenger RNA of Chrysoperla carnea, 2573 nucleotides long. Its product is annotated as macoilin. The transcript has 10 exons. The coding region runs from base 151 to 2331 and encodes 726 amino acids. NCBI's taxonomy places the organism in Eukaryota, Metazoa, Arthropoda, Insecta, Neuroptera, Chrysopidae. Gene Ontology annotation, biological process: neuronal signal transduction. The record is from RefSeq and is a predicted model, not a curated record. Gene Ontology annotation, cellular component: rough endoplasmic reticulum membrane.
CAAAUCAGGCAAGUUGACAACAAAAGACAUUUCCUAGCAAGAAUUAAUUGUGCCUCGAUGAUAUCGUGCUUUCAAAAUUUGGCCUUCAUUCCAAAGGAGUGACCGUACUGGCCCCCAAAAAAAUUCAAUUAAUUGUGUUUUCUGUAAAUUAUGAAGAGACGGAAUGUGGAGUGUGGUAAAAUUAGACGUUCGGUUAAGCGGAACAAAAUUACUGAAGGGAUUUACGGAAGUACGUUGCUGUACUUGAAAUUCUUAUUACUAUGGUUGUUAGUGAUAUUAGCAGAUUUCUUGUUGGAAUUCCGCUUUGAGUUCCUUUGGCCAUUUUGGUUAUUAGUACGCUCUGUCUACGAUUCUUAUAAAUAUCAAGGAUUGGCAUUUUCAGUGUUUUUUGUGUGUAUAGCUCUUACUUCAGAUAUGGUGUGCUUUUUUUUCAUCCCAGUUCACUGGCUUUUUUUCGCUGCCAGUACUUAUGUCUGGGUUCAAUAUGUUUGGCACACAGAUAAAGGUAUAUGUUUACCGACAAUCAUAUUAUGGAUGUUAUUUGUUUAUUUGGAAGCUGCGGUCCGUUUAAAGGAUUUAAGACAUCUUCCAUUUCAUCUUGAUCUCUGUAGACCAUUUGCAGCUCAUUGCAUUGGAUAUCCUGUAGUUACAUUAGGUUUUGGUUUUAAGUCAUACGUUGGUUACCGAAUACGACAACGUAAGCAAAAAGAUGUCGCAAAAGAGAAUGAAUUUUACGCACAGUUAUUACAGCAAGCUUUACCUGUUGACUCACAUACAACUACAUCAAAUGGUACACAACAAUGUAUGCCUGGAACAAAUCAAACAGAAAUUGUUACACAACCAGUAACAACAACAACCACAACAGUGACGUCAUCAAAAAGUACGACACAACAUACGAACAGACAGCAUAAUAAUAGUACACAAAAUAUAGAUAAAUGGAAAAAUACAACGGAAAUAUCACAACAAAAUGGUGGUAUUUUGGUUAAUCAUUGUAUACAAAAUGGUACAAUACCACACAAUACAAAAAAUAAUCACAGAAAAUCUGUGGAUAAAGUAAAUAAUACAUCGUCCGCAGCAUCGCCCACAUCAUUAGCAGAUAAUAGAAAUAAAUAUGUACAUUUAAAUGGUGGUACAACCCAAACGUCAUCACCGAUAAAUAAUGACAUCAGUAGUCAAGAGUACACAACUACAGAUCAACAAACAUCAACAACAAUGUCACGUAGUGAUGAACUAUUUGAUGAUACAACAAAUACAAUCACAACAAACAAUGACAACAAUAUUAUAGAAAAAGAGAGAAAAACAACAACAACAUGUAAUAAUUUUAAUAAUAAAACAACAAAUAAAUGUGAUAAUAAAAACUCACAAAAGAAAAAUAAACAUAAUAAUAAUAAUAAUAACAAUAAAGAGAAUAAUGAUAAAGAUGGCAGCACGAAUAUUAAUAAUAAUAAUAAUGAAUAUGUACAAAGAUUGGAAUGGGAUUUAAAACGAUUACGUAAUGAAUUACAAACAAGUCGAAAUAAUGAACAGGAGUUACGUACACAAAUUAAUACGUUCACAUCAACAGAGAAAUGUUUACGAUUAGAAGUAUCACAAUUACAGCGUGAUAAUGAAGAAUUACAAAAUAAAAUACAAGUUAUAACAGGUGCUCGUCAAGCAGAAAGACAAGCAUUAGAAAGACGUGCGGGUGAAGAGAGAAGAGCACGUGCAGCAGUAGAAGCACAAUUAGCGCAUGAACGUCGUUCUCAACAACAGCGACGUCAUGAGGAACAACAAGCACAACAGCAUAAUAAAAGUGAAUGCACAGAACAAUGUAAAUCAAGACGUCGUGAGCUUGAAUGUGAAGCACGUGAUUUACGCAGUGCGUUACGUACAGCAGAAGAACGUUUGAGUAGUAAUGAGCGUGAACGUUCAGCGGCGGUACAACAACAGCACGAUGCUGAUAUUCUAAUGUCUGCAUUAUCUGCAAUGCAAGAUAAAAAUCAACAUUUAGAAGAUUCACUCAGUGCUGAAACACGUAUUAAAUUAGAUUUGUUCAGUGCACUUGGUGAAGCCAAACGGCAAUUGGAAAUUCGAGACAAUUUAAUACGAUGUCAAGAAAAAGAGAUCGAUGAAUUAAAGUCAAAAAUAGCACAAGUUUUAGCAGUAAUGCCAAAUGAUACAUUUGGUAGUCCAACUCCAAGUUCAGUAUCAAGUCGUGUACGAUUAGCAGAAACUCCACCAUGUCAAGCGGUAGUCAACGUACAGUCACAUCCAGUUCCAACCAGCCAAUUAGAUCCUAAUGCCACAGCCUAUACUCCUAAAAACAGUCUUGUAGCGGGAACAGAAGCGUGAAUUGUUUGAGGAAUAUUACUUAACAUGUUCACGAAGGCGUUUUACUGUAUAUGAUUUUCAACCUUCGAAGGAAAAAUUUUUUUGUUUAUAUACUGCAGAGAACGGUGAUUUUAAAUGCGUAUAAUUUUAUUUUUUGAUUUUCGAUAUCGACUUAAUAAUCACCUGUAUAAUCCGUAUUAUAUUUAAACAUUAUAAAUAUUGUAUUUAUUUAUUUAUUAUUCUUUUUUAAUUUGUCGUAGAAA